AUGUCACGGGUAGGUCUUACUGAAGAAGAAGAGACGCAUUUGCUUCUUCUACUAGAAGGCGAAUUAUCUGAUAUCGAGAUCAAUGAGGAAGAUGACGAUGAGUACGAGGAUCAUAUUACAAGCCUUCCUUUGAGAGAAUACGUAUCUGAUUGCAUAGAUACUGAAAACGUUCUGCUUCAAACUGAUAUGGGAAAUAAAUCAGAGAUCCAAGAAAAUGAUGCCACUCAAUCUGAAGACAGCGAAGAUGAUUUACCUCUGGAACAGCUUGCAUCGAGGCUUCGAAAUACAGGCUCAUUGAAAACUACCCCUGUUCCAAUAAAAUGGGAAAAACGUGAUAUUCAUCCAGUUUCGUCAGAAUGUAACAUCUACUUCACUAGUGUGGAAAAAAUAGGUACCCCUUUGGAAUACUUCAAGACGUUUUUUGAUGAUGCAAUUAUUGAAAAUCUAGUACUCCAGACCAAUCUUUACUCUGUUCAAAAAAUGGGAACAUCUGUAGACACGAAUUAUGACGAAAUCUGUCAUUUCCUAGGGAUGCACAUAAUUAGGCUAGCCAAGCUAUCGACUUUAUUGGAGUCGGGAAACUAG
Messenger RNA from Acanthoscelides obtectus, 585 nucleotides. The record is from the annotation of a GenBank genome assembly. Lineage: Eukaryota; Metazoa; Arthropoda; Insecta; Coleoptera; Chrysomelidae.